Molecule: messenger RNA, 702 nt
Organism: Insectozyma verbasci
Lineage: Eukaryota; Fungi; Ascomycota; Pichiomycetes; Serinales; Debaryomycetaceae
Source: the annotation of a GenBank genome assembly
AUGGACAAUGAGUAUUAUUAUCAAACUAUCCCACCUUCAUAUCAACGAUCAUUAAUUCCAUUUACAAGAGAUCUAACUGAAAUUCCAGAUACUCAACGUACAAUGUAUAAAAAUAUAGAUAUAUUAAUUGCACCUACAUUACCUGCAUUACAACGUGGUGUAUUUGAAGCAAGUAAAAAAACAGGAUUAAUCAGUUCUGAUAUAAUUUCAAAAUAUUAUAUUAUGGAAAAUUCAGUAAUCCACUUAUGUAAAGACUUGGAAAAAUUAAUUUUACAAACUUGGACAUUUGGAGCAGAUUCAAGAAUUUACGCUGAACAAUUUAUAUUAGCUUAUGAUUUAGCAUUUGUUGAUUUACCAUUUUUGGGUAAGACUCAAAUUGAUGAAUUUGAAAUUAGAAUAUUGAAAGAUUUAUAUGUCGAUUUAUUUAGUAAUAGGAAAAUUAUCAAGAUGGCCUUGGGGAAAUGUCAUCAAAUUAUAGUUAAGAAAGAUCGUGAACAAUUUCAUCAACAAAUUACAAGAAUUGUAAGAAAUAAAUAUGGGUAUAAUAUAACUUAUAAUUCUGAAAAUUUUAGUAGUGCUUUAUUUACAUUAACUUUGUUGAUAUAUAUUGAUAAAAUGAGACCUUGUAUUGAACCAAUUAAUUUUGUAACCAAUAAAAUUAAAAGUAAAACAAGUAGAUUGAAAUUUAAAUUUAGAUUAUAG